Truncatella angustata is the source of this 2456-nucleotide messenger RNA. RefSeq lists its product as uncharacterized. The coding region runs from base 60 to 2054 and encodes 664 amino acids. NCBI's taxonomy places the organism in Eukaryota, Fungi, Ascomycota, Sordariomycetes, Amphisphaeriales, Sporocadaceae. Gene Ontology annotation, biological process: DNA-templated transcription; regulation of DNA-templated transcription. Gene Ontology annotation, molecular function: DNA-binding transcription factor activity, RNA polymerase II-specific; DNA binding; zinc ion binding. The transcript is spliced from 8 exons. The record is from RefSeq and is a predicted model, not a curated record.
CCAAUAUCGUCACAAAUCAAGUUGUCGUAAGUCAAGACCCCUAUUUCACCUCAAGACAAAUGAAUGAAAGGGUGAAGUUGUCUCCUGCGAUGACAGAUGAGCGAUCAAAGAGACGCCCGGCGAUCGUUCGACGCUCAUGUGACCAGUGCCGCGCUCGAAAGAUUGGUUGUAACAGAGGUUCGCCUUGUGCGAACUGUACCACAGCUAGACUCGAUUGUACCCACAGCGCCAUUGCAUCCAAUGCAAGCCCUCCAAGACCAAGGGUGUUGAUUUCAGCACAAUAUGAUCGGAAAAUUGAAGAAAUCGCAAAGGGUAUCGACGGCAUCAAAGUUCUACUUCAGGGACUUAACAUCUCCCUGGGAACAAAGCAGCAGGAAUCUGGUUACCCGGAGCAGCUCAAGUUAGGUAAACCGGCAGACGCUCCACCAUCUCGCCAGUUUCUCCCCGAAUCUGCCAGCAAAUCUUCUGUAUUGGACCAUUCGGCUCACAUAAUUGAAUUCCUUAAGACUGUUCUGGACGAUCAAUACUCAAAAAAUGACACAUCAGAGGCCAGCGAAGUCAUCUCGUCGUUGAAAAGUCUUGUAACGGCUCUUGAAAAUAAUCAUGCGGGGCAGUCUAUGUCGUUUUCGAAACUUGAUAUCGCGAAACGUGAUACCAAUCCUCCCAUGCCCCCUGUUGAAGUCGUGGUGGCGGCACUGCGUUGGGCAAAGGAGCACGACGGAUAUGACAGAAUUGUCUGGAUUGCCAAUAUACUUCCUCUGAAUGUGUUUACCGAUAUCUGCCGGAAAGUGUGUUUUGCAGUUGACGACUACAGCGAAACAGAUCUCGCCAUCGCCAAUGGAUAUUUGUCCUAUAUCUUUGCCGAGCAUGUCGGACUUCAAGACUAUAUAGAGUACUCCCAACUCUGUCAAAAGAACCUCCACAGCGCUCUUUUACGACUUCCACUUAUUAUGCCGCCAUCCAUGGAGGUCAUUGCUGCGUUGACGAUAGGCGCAUUUAAUGCAAUUCAAGACUCUAAAGCUAUCAUGGCUUGGACCUUCAUUUCUGCCGCAUCAAACCACUGCCAGACUCUCGGAUACCAUCGACAUCGUUCCGCAAGAGAAAUCGACCAGACCCUAAAAGAUGUGCAGGAUCGUCUGUUUUGGACAGUCUAUAGAUUCGACAAAAGCCUAUCACUUCGAUUGGGUCGAUCAUCCAGUUUCCGUGAUUCUGAUAUCGAAUUGCCAUUCGACGUGAAUACUACACGGCCUACUAUGGUUGCAAGAAUCCAAGGGAGGGUUUAUGAUCAACUUUAUAGCCCUAUGGGCCUUUCUCGUCCCUACGAGGAGCGCGGGCAUGAGGCCGAACUACUCGCUGAACAAUUACGAGAGCUGAUUAGUGCAACACAUAUUGAGGCUUCAAGUGCCAAUAGCCAGCUCGACCACUGCGGAAGCGAUCCGAUGCGGGUUGUUUAUCUACAAUUCGAUUUGGUCUGCCAGACUUCACUACUUGCUCUAAUUCUUCGGGCAAUCCCCUCCACGCAAAUCUCUCCCAGUGAUAUUUCAGGCGAAUGCGUCGCAGUUGCUCGCGACGCUUUGAAUGCACAUGAGCAGUGUAUGACUAGUCUGCGUGGACACGAAAGAGACCCAUUCAUGUUUACUAAAUAUAUUAGCUGGGCCGUCCUGCAUAUUCCAUUCAUUCCUUUCAGUAUACUAUUUACCCAUACUGUUCAGCACUUGGAUUUCGCCGACUUGGCCCGUCUGGAUUGUUUCGCUGCCUCGCUGCGGCCGAAGGCGCCUUCCCAAACGUCAAUCACGCACCCACAUCGACUGUAUGAGAUCCUGUGCCGGGCCGCACGAAUCUACAUUGCUCCAGAGACUAGUCCCUCACAUGUAGACUUAUUCCCGGAUCCAGGUCCAUUGGAUCCCUCGGAGGUAUCUGGUUUUACGUGCUUCGACUGGGGAGCGGACGAUGAAACUAGGCAAUUUGCCGAUGCACAAUCGCUUGGACUGGAAGAAUGGUACUAUAGUAACCAGCAGAUCAUGAGCUUAUUGGACGAGAACGUCACCAUCUAAGCAUCCAUGAUCUUAUAUUUAUAGUUAUCCUUAAUAAAGGUGUGGAUAACAGCUUGUCGAGAUUAUACGCAGCUAGAUCCUAUCGUCUACUAUCUAAGAUCGGUCUUUUCAAAUCGCUUCGAUGGCAAUCAGUCCCUCCACAGGUUGACACCAUUCCCGUCGACCUAUCAAGACUUCGUAGCAAUUACUGAUUGGAGUUCAUCUAGAGAUUGAGUACUAACGUGGGAAACCAAGCAACAAAGUACACCUGCUCCACACAGACAGAUCCUGCCAGGGACCUUAUCUCGUUUCGUCGCUUCCCUUCAUUAGAAAGUUUACGUAGAGUCUUGAAGAUAGCAUCGCCGUCAAUAAGAGGGCUAAAGUGGCUAGUGUAUUUUACAGUUCAACCUAAAUAAAUCACAA